Messenger RNA from Xiphophorus maculatus (southern platyfish), 1854 nucleotides. RefSeq names its product golgin subfamily A member 7. Lineage: Eukaryota; Metazoa; Chordata; Actinopteri; Cyprinodontiformes; Poeciliidae. The coding region runs from base 50 to 481 and encodes 143 amino acids. Gene Ontology annotation, biological process: protein targeting to membrane; peptidyl-L-cysteine S-palmitoylation; Golgi to plasma membrane protein transport. Gene Ontology annotation, cellular component: Golgi stack; palmitoyltransferase complex. The transcript is spliced from 6 exons. The record is from RefSeq and is a predicted model, not a curated record.
CGGAACUAGUACUCCGUAGCACGUCGUGCGGCAUUCAGAAAUCUUCAACAUGGCGGAGACCCACAGCUUACAGGACAUGAGGCAGCAGGCGGCUGUCGCAGCCAAAGUCUUCAUUCAGAGAGACUACUCCAACGGAACCAUGUGCCAGUUCCAGACCAAGUUUCCUUCAGAGCUGGAGACCAAGAUUGACAAGCAGCAGUUUGAGGAGACGAUACGGACGCUGAACAACCUUUACACGGAGGCAGAGAAGCUGGGAAGUCAGUCGUUCGUCGAAGGCUGCCUGGCCUGCCUCACCGCUUACGCCGUCUUUCUCUGUAUGGAGACUCACUACGAGAAGGUUUUGAAGAGGAUUUCCAAAUAUAUCCAGGAACAAAACGACAAGAUCUACGCGCCACGAGGCCUCCUGCUGACAGAUCCCAUCGAAAGAGGACUCCGAGUCAUCGAGGUCACCAUCUACGAAGACAGAAGCUUCAGCAGAUAAAAGCGAUCCCGUGCAGCGGAGCAGCAGAACCAACCGCCCCGAAGACCUCCACGACCUACGACCUUAACGCUGCGUCUUUACAAUCUAUCCCCCCUGCCUGGUACAAGAGCAUGUGUCUUUGAGAGAAUCCCUUUGGAGAAAUGUUGUAGCAACAUUUGACUUUUAAUGUGCCCUGUUUUGUAUGUUAGUGCGUUUAAGCCGACUUCAAAUAUGAUGAAAUAAGAGUUGAACUCAGAAUUUAACCAGUGUUUUUAUGCUGGACUAAUGCAGCUGUUUGAACGUUAGUGUUUUUGGAGAAAUACCCUAAUUUUCUUUGUGUUUUUUGGAAUGGUACAGCCAUCAAACAGGGUCACUCGUUUUGUUUUCCAGAGCUCACCUGUAAAGUGUGGGAUCAUUGGUUAUAGGGGGGUUUACCUCACAAUUUGUUGGUUUCUAAAAGUUGUUUGCUAGUUUUGCACCUAUUUUUUUUAUUUUUGCAUCUUAUCUGUCUGUUUCAUAAACAUUAGUGUUUAUUUAAAGCUCUCCAGUGUCCCGCGGCAAAUUUUCAUCCCUGUAAAUAUUUGAUUUGUACGUAUUGAUUUAACAGCGUAUCAUACUGUAGGUGCUGUGAAUGUGUGCUAUGCAUAAUAUUUCACUGCUGUUCAUUUUUAUUAGUAAUAUGUACACAUACUCCAAUAUUGCCUUCGACAGAAGUAUUGAAAGUGCUCUUGUUGGCUGACAGUGUCCAGAACUAGAACAGUUUUCCAUGAACACAUGGUUGGGGUUAGCACAUGUUACAAAAGCACAAACUUCACUGAAGAAGGUUGAUGUUCUGGUUCUGCCAGGUCCAAAUUGAAAAUGUGUAUUGUUUUAGUGAUGCACCAAUCAUGCUUCAAGUAACUUAAGAACUCAAACCAUCCAAUCAAUGACUCAGAACUCUUAUGAAGGUUAAACGCCAUCAGAGCCACUACCUCUACCACGGAACCUGCAGCACAUUUUGUUUAUGAGUUCUAGAAAUUGGUUUGCACCAGGAAAAGUCUGAUCAGUGCAGCUCUACUAAAACCCAAAUGUCGGGUUCCUUUUCUCUGAACCUGAUAGUAAAGCUUGGCAGUAGUCAAUCCUCCCGUCUCGCAGUGAGACCUGGAAGCUGCUGAUGUUGGGCUUCACUCGUCUUUUAAAGGUGAAGCCUCUUCAUGUGCAGGUAUCCAGGUUUGAUUGUGAAUCAGGUGGAAAGUCUUGAUGUCUUCUGUAAAUAAAAGUUUGAUCUGUUUUGAUUCUUGAGAUUAUGUUGAGCCCACUAACGAACCUUUUUUGUUGUUAUUUUGCCAAAUGACAUUCAAGUGUAUUGAUAAUCUAUUCUAGAUGAUAUGCUAAUAAAUCAUGUUAAUAUGUGA